Ostertagia ostertagi is the source of this 1662-nucleotide messenger RNA. The record is from the annotation of a GenBank genome assembly. NCBI's taxonomy places the organism in Eukaryota, Metazoa, Nematoda, Chromadorea, Rhabditida, Trichostrongylidae.
AUGAAUGCCAGCCAACAGCUAAUAUGUCCCUUGUGUAAUGAUACAGUAGACAGGCUGCUUUACCGUUUUCAUAUAGACAGCGAAAGACUGGUGAUCGAACGCCUUAAAGAACAACACCCUGCCUGGACAGAAAACGAUGGCGUUUGCAGCCGCUGUGUAGACUACUACCAUACCGCAGUCAUCCGCGAACAGCGGAUAUUGCCGGAAAUUGGGCCCCAUUUCUCUAUUAAGAGUGCCGAUGAUUUUGUGAUACUGCCUACCGGCCUGCGCCUGGAUGUAGAUCCGCGCUUCACCGGGAAAGGCGUAACCAUUUGUUUUAUUGACAGCGGUUUUCAUCCGCAUCCCGAUAUAACAACACACCGGAACAGGAUUAAAGCCAUGAUAGAUAUUACGCUGGAGAACGGCGCGUCCAGCGAUACAGCGUCCAUGGCAGGUGCCGCGGCAGGAAACUGGCAUGGCACGAUGACCAGUGUGGUAUGUGCCGGCGAUGGCCUGCUUAGCAAUGGCCUGUACAAAGGCAUCGCGAGUGAUGCAGCACUGGUGCUGGUAAAAGUACAGGAUAAGGAAGGCAGCAUCAGCAGGAAAAAUAUUGUAAAAGCUUUGCAAUGGGUACUGCAUCAUCACCGGCAAUAUGGUAUUCGUAUUGUAAACAUGAGCCUGGGUGAUGAUGAAGCGGUCUCUUCUCAUGAAAGUGAAAUAGACCAGCUGGCAGAAGCGUUGAUUUCAGCAGGCAUUACAGUGGUGGCAGCGGUUGGCAAUGAUGAAAAUUCGCAAAUCAAACCACCCGCCAAUGCCCUCCAUGUAAUAACCGUAGGUGGUCUUGACGAUGAUAAUCAGCUCAGUCAAAACCAGUCAGCCUAUCAUUCGGCUUACGGUAAAACAGCCGAUGCCGUAAUGAAACCCGAAAUGCUGGCCCAUGCCAUAUGGAUUGCGGCCCCUUUAUUACCGGGUACCAGGGAACAAAAAGAAGCUGUAACUUUAUAUGAGCUGGUGAAUACCAGCAAUGAUGUAUUACUGAACCGCUUGCAGGAAAGCAUACAUCAUACACAAUUAGAUCCGGCCGUUAAAAGCACAGCUGAUAUAGAUUAUGUCAGAGCAUCCAUUAUAAGCCGUAUACAGCAGUGUAAAUAUAUUUCGCCGCACUAUAUGCAUGUUGAUGGUACUUCCUUUGCCGCACCCAUUGUCUGUGCUGUUAUUGCACAAUUACUCGAAAUUAACCUGUCACUUACGCCCGCCAAUAUCCGCAGUAUUCUUUUUUCGUCUGCAAAACGAAUCCCAAAAAUAGCAGCAGAGCGGCAGGGAUUUGGUGUUAUUCAACCAAGAAAAGCCAUUUUACAAGUGUUAAAACGGGAGGAAAUUAUGAAACAGCAUGAAUCUCCUUAUAUCAAUAAAAAGAAAAAAUCCAUUGAGUUUAUUGUACACAAUACCAGUGCAUCGCAGAUUUCACUGGCCGGCUCCUUUAAUCAUUGGGCCCAGGAUGUGCUGUUGAUGGAGCCGCAUAAAAACGGACUGUGGAAAAUAGAAAUACCGCUAUUACCGGCAGGCAGGUACCAUUACAAAUUUUUGAUUGAUGAGCGGAUUUGGUUAGAGGAUACGGACAACCCUUUUCGUGAACCGGACGGCUUGUCGGGCUUUAACAGUGUAUUACUGAUAGAAAAAUAA